UUCGGCAUCAUUUGAAAUUGAACGAGCGUGAGCGAAACACAUACGCACUUCGAGGCAUCUCUUCCCAGUGAAGACUCAUUCCAUUUAUCUAAGAAAAUAAUUAAAAGAAGAGCAAAAACAUGUCGCUGCUACCAUUCUUGUUUGACUACGAGUUGGAGCGUCCUCGCCGCCUGAUGGACCAGCAUUUCGGCCUCGGUGUCUCUCCUGACGACCUCCUGUCUCUCGUGACCGGCCCGAGCAUCAGCAGGGACUACUACAGACCCUGGCGUCACCUCGCCGCUGCGGCACGCGACGUCGGCUCCAGCAUCAAGGCCGACAAGGACAAGUUCCAGGUGAAUUUGGAUGUGCAGCACUUCGCCCCUGAGGAGAUCUCUGUUAAGACCGCUGACGGGUACAUUGUGGUUGAAGGCAAGCAUGAGGAAAAGAAAGACCAGCACGGGUACAUCUCUCGUCAGUUCACGCGCCGGUACGCGUUGCCCGAAGGUUGCACUCCCGAGACUGUGGAGUCGCGCCUGUCGUCUGAUGGUGUGCUGACCGUGGUGGCUCCGAGGAAGGUCCCGCCAGCAGUGGAGGGCGAGCGCAAGAUUCCCAUCACUCAGACCGGACCAGUGCGCAAGGAAGUGAAGGAUCAAGUCAAUGGCGACCAGGCUUAAUUUAUGUGCAUUUUUCAUUGUGAUUUUUUUUAAGACUGAUUUCUUUUAAGUUAAAAUACAUUUGUAGAAGCUUUA
This is a messenger RNA of Manduca sexta (tobacco hornworm), 728 nucleotides long. Its product is annotated as protein lethal(2)essential for life. The transcript has a single exon. Gene Ontology annotation, biological process: protein refolding; response to heat. NCBI's taxonomy places the organism in Eukaryota, Metazoa, Arthropoda, Insecta, Lepidoptera, Sphingidae. The coding region runs from base 120 to 653 and encodes 177 amino acids. The record is from RefSeq and is a predicted model, not a curated record. Gene Ontology annotation, molecular function: structural constituent of eye lens; protein folding chaperone.